Messenger RNA from Lycium ferocissimum, 493 nucleotides. Its product is annotated as protein GOLVEN 7. The transcript has 3 exons. Lineage: Eukaryota; Viridiplantae; Streptophyta; Magnoliopsida; Solanales; Solanaceae. The record is from RefSeq and is a predicted model, not a curated record. Bases 27 to 308 code for a protein of 93 amino acids.
UACCCCAAAUUAAAACAGAAGAAGCUAUGACAAUGUUGGUACCUAUAGUUAGGGUUACUACUACACUGUUGUUCCUAAUCUUGAUUGCUCAAAAUCUCUCAAACACAAGUUCCUACCAAGGUAGCAAUAUUGCAACCAAAAGUGGCAACUUCGUCCCAAAUCGUGAGGCAAGCACUGAUGUGAAAGGCCAACAGAUUACAAGUAGACGUAUGCUCUCACCAAAUGGAAAAUCAAAAAACAUGGAUGGAUAUGUAGCAUUUACUGCAGAUUACAAGUUACCAAGGCAUCACCCUCCUAAGAAUAAUUAGUAUUAAGAUGUAACUAUGAUAUAAUUAUAUUAUCUCUGAUGGUAAUAUAUAUCUUUGUCUUCUCUAUAACUUCCUUUUCCUUUUAUAUACUUCAGUAUUAGUACUAGACUACUGGUGCUUACUUUAUAUGAAACCAAACUUCGAUAGAAAAUCGAACUAUGAUACUAUUUAGAUGUGUUCGUGCA